This is a messenger RNA of Schistosoma rodhaini, 1308 nucleotides long. The record is from the annotation of a GenBank genome assembly. Lineage: Eukaryota; Metazoa; Platyhelminthes; Trematoda; Strigeidida; Schistosomatidae.
AUGAAAUCUACUUUUCAAUUCACUAAAACAAACCCUAGUAAUAAUCAUUUAGAAAAUCUAUCGUCAGCAGACAAAUUACAUACUUGCGAAACCGAAAUACCAAGGGAAAAUAGCAAUGGAAUAACGGAAAAAUCUAACAAUGACUUUGAAACUACUUCAGGUAAACAUCAACAAAACGUGCCUAAAUUAUUAAGUUUUAAACACGAAAGUAAAAACCUAUCAAUGACCAAUAGAAUUGAUGAAGGUAUUAUGAAACAGCACUUACCUAGAAAUGUGAGACAGCAAAAUAAUCCACACAGUGAGAAAGACGUUAAUAUUUGUGGAAAUCAUUCGGAUAAUAACAGAAUUCUAAAACAAAAAUUAAAGCGAAAUGUAUCAUAUCACGAAAUUGUUGACACUAAAUCUGUGGACAAUUCAUCAAAUGCUGGAAGUAAAAACUAUUACAGCAGCUCUUCAUCGACUAUGUCCUCCGUGACUGAAAGCUCUACAUCACAAAAGUACACAGAUUCUGUAUCUCCUGAAGCUCACUUAUCGAAAUUGAAGAAAAUACACCGUAAAGCAUCAAGGCGUAAAAAACUAAAAUAUUUUAAAGGAAUAUUCUGCUUUUUAUCAGUAAGAAUAAUUCUAUUAUUUACUUUAAUCUUGAGUAUUUUAUUUCUUCUGGUUGGAUACCUAUUACAUAUAAGGAAUAUCUUAAUAACUGGUUGCAUAUUAUCUUUGACAUCAGUUGGUUGUCUAGUUCAGUUGUGCUUCACUAAACGUUCAAGUUCAAACAAAUUUAAUCCACAAUCUGUACCAUUCGCACUAGCUGCUGAAGAUCUUCCGAAUACAGGAAAUAAAACCCUAAUCCCAUCUUUGACAAUAGGAACAUCGAACCAGUUGAACACCUCAAGCAUCAGCACUACUGUUAAUGAAGUAGGUGUUAGUAACACUAAUAACGACUGCAAUUUGUUAAAAGUUCCUGAAGGGUCAUCUGCUGUACAGUUAACUACAUCACCAAAUACACCCCUUGUCAUAGGCAUCGAUCACAUCCAAGCAAGACGUCUAAGUAUGGCAUUACAGCACUUAUCAAGAAAUUCCUUUCAACCCCAAACACUAUCCUCACAUAAGCACGAAACAACAAGUAUGCUAAAUAUGGCAAGACGUUUGACAAUGGCUAGUUCAGCCAUUGCUUUGGGCAGUACUGAUCGUGAUUACUACGGUCAUUCAUCAUGGUUAACUGGAUCUAGAGUUCGACAUGGUGUAAGACGUAGUUUAGCAUGGAAUGAGUCUGGUGCAACUCGAUUUUAUGAACAUUGUUAUGAUUGA